Molecule: messenger RNA, 2892 nt
Organism: Plasmodium inui San Antonio 1
Lineage: Eukaryota; Apicomplexa; Aconoidasida; Haemosporida; Plasmodiidae
Exons: 1
Coding region: 1-2892 (963 amino acids)
Source: RefSeq, a predicted model, not a curated record
AUGCUUGCCCUGAACGAAAAUAAAAUGAAUAUAAGAUUGGUGUGUGAAAUAAUAGCUAUGAUUUUGCUACACGUCAUAUUUUACAAGGUGUCCAUUUAUUACUUACUGAGGCAUUUAGACAUUUUAAAUCAUUCGAAUAAAUUUAAUAAGAACAUUUUUUUCAUAACCUUCUUAGUUUGUAUGUCUAUCUUUUCGCUUUUCCUCUUUGAAUUAUCCAACAUAGUGUCCAAUGGUACCAUUACGUACAUUUGGCACAUUGACAUAUGUGUCCUAGUCUUCUUGCUGUAUAUAGUUAUUCCAGUAGAAUUUAUAAACACUAUAUUUGACUCGAGUAAUUACAAAGAAAUCCUUUCUCCAGAAUUUAACUCCCACUCGCAUAUCAAAUUGAUAAAAGAAUAUUAUAUAAAAAUAAGUGCCAUUUAUAAGGAACAAAAUGGAAUUAGCAAAAAAAUAAAGAAGCAUUUUUUUCUCAUUCGAAGCAUCAUAUUUUUAUCAUUUCUUUGGCUAAGUUUAGGGAAAUUAAAAAAUAUGAUUUACAAGAAGAAUUACAAUUAUGUCAUAGCAGAUGAUAACACGCUCAAUAUAAGGAAGUAUCUGUUGUAUAGUCAGCACGCUGAGAUUCAGAAGAGAAAUAAAAACAAAUUCUUUAAUAAGACCAUUUUUUACUUACUGGAAAGGAAGAAAAAAUGCCUUAAUUACUACUCCGUCGCAUUUCGAAACUUCCAUCAAUAUUACAACAAGGGGCAAGAUGAAGGUGGACAAACGAUGGAAGAAAACAAAUCGAUAUUUAAAAAAUGUAUUGAACGAAUCUAUAACAUUAUCGGCAUCAUCUGCUUUAUGUUUCUACAUUACUUAAUGUUGUUGUACAGAUUUAUAAUCGGAGAGCUCCUAAUAAACAUCUGUGCCCUCGGAGUAACGACCAAUUCUAUCGUCGCGGGCAUAUCCUCCAUGUAUUUUAUUUACGAUUACAUUAUCACCUUCGUCUAUUAUGUACAUAUUCCGAAGAUACAAAUGAAGAUUUAUAACAUCGAAGAAAGUAUACUAAUUAACUUCACUAAUUAUAUGUUUAAAAAGGAAGAACUCCAAAAGUUGCAAAGUAACUUUAACAUCCAUUCAAAACGAUUUCUGUACGAUGCAAAAAGGGGAGGAUCUCCUGGGGGGAGUGUGGUUCCUGUUAGGAAUGCUUCCCCUUUGGAAGUACCAGAAAAAAACAAUGCAAAGUGCUAUAAGGAAAAGCAAGUUCCAUCCAAAGAGGAACAGGAACAAAAUAGUGAACAAGGACUUAAUGCGCGAAGUAGAGUUGCAAUAAUGAGGAAAAAAAAAAACUCUCCCAAGAAAGCUUCCGUACUUGUGAACUUCACCAACCGGUUAAAAAAUAUGUGCACCUUUAAAGAUAGCAGCUUGUUAAACUAUAGGGAUAGCGCCGGACAAGUGAGAACCAGCGACUUUGCCUUUUUGGAGAACAAGCAGAGGCACUCCAGAGGGACUAAGAAGAAACACAAGAGACUCAGUACGCACCAUUUUGAGCAAUCAAAAAGUAAAAAAAAAAGUGGAAAUUUCAGCGACCAUGAAUCGACUGUUAUUAACUAUUUCUAUAAAAAUAUAAACAAAGAUAAUGUGCACCCUUUGAAGAGGUCAAGUAGUUGCCCUCUUUCCUUUUCCGAAAGUCAUGACUCGUCGUCUGACGGUGAACCUGGCACGGACUCGAAUGAGGAGAAGCAAGUCAGGAAGUACGGCUCCCUAAAUGUGAUGCUUCACAGUGAAUGCGCCUCCUCGAAGGAGGAAGGCCCCAGUCGCACGGGAAGUGGAGGCGACAGCCGUGAUGAUGGAGGCUGUGACAUAGGCGGUGAUAGCGGCGGUGGCCGCAUCGGUGACAGCAGCGGGUGCCCAUACAGAGAUAAACGCAGCCGAGAUGAAGGAGCAAACGGGGAAGACACGGCACACACCCAAAACACGCCAAAUACGCACAACGUGCACAGCGCAGGCGCCAAAAAAUUCUUCUUCAAAAGCAUCAGCUUCCCAGUGAACAAAUUCGAAAAAGCCAGAUACAACGAGAAGAAUCAAAAAAUGGAGCGCAUUCAAUUUUUGUACGAAAUGGAAAAGAAUUUCCAUGUAAAAGAUAAAAUAAUCAUAGAUGACGGCCAAUUGAAAGACGAAUCCAGCGAACAGAACGAGAGCCAGGCGAGUGACGACCAUAAGAUGUAUGACUCGUGUAAUGAAGAUAUGCGCAAAAUACAAGACAUUGAAAAUUACAAUAAAUUAAAAAAAGAAAUAGAAAAUAUUGUGUACACAAAUACGAGUAUGUAUUAUUCCUUAAAUGCAAUAUUGAGCAGGAAGUUCGAAAUUCAAAAGAAUAAAAAUUGCCUGUUGGGAAAAAUUAACGUCUUCUUAAAUUCGGUCAUGUUUUUAACAGUCAUUUAUAAAAUUAUUAUGUCCAUUCUGAAUAUUAUAUUUAUAAGAAUAUACAUAAGGGAUCCUUUUUCCAAGAUUAUCGAAAAGAUGUGUUUAUUUUUUAAUAUCAAAUAUAAUAUAGCUAUAAUUUAUGGGCCAUAUAUAUCCUUAGUGUACAUUUCGUACAUCGUAGCAAUUAACAUGAAGAAAUUUUUACAGCAGGUUAUUCAGAUAUCGACUUAUUUUUCUUUUUAUUUUAAACUCUUUUCAAAUAUGUGGAUUUUGUUAAUUUCCGAAUUAAUGGGCCUCUAUUUUGUGACCAACUCUUUGCUCUUAACUUCCUACAUUCCUGUAAAUUACAAUCACAUUAUGAAUUUUGUCAUGGGAAAUAAUUAUGAUUAUAAUAUAUUUCAUUUGCACUCUGAUUAUGUUUUCAUCACGUCCUUUACGUCUACGUUAAUUUUUUGUGUCCUUUACAUGUUUUAUUUUUAUUUUUUUUAA